Molecule: messenger RNA, 435 nt
Organism: Dicrocoelium dendriticum
Lineage: Eukaryota; Metazoa; Platyhelminthes; Trematoda; Plagiorchiida; Dicrocoeliidae
Source: the annotation of a GenBank genome assembly
GAUUUGAACCUCUCAUACUAUCGGUUCACUUAAUUUCACAUUCUGAAUAAUGUUCCGUGUGAAACCGUACCAUGUUUUUGUCACUCGGCUUCGGUUUUCGAGGAUCUUUCUCCGCACCUCAACUCGUGCAUACUCGAUCGAAGUAGCAGAACGCGGAGUUCCUGAGUCACCAAAAUGGGUGAAUAUCUGCGGACAACUCUACCCAUGCGACUCAUGGUUCAAUGUACCCCCACGCAUAAUCGAACUGACCACACGGUCUCUUCACAAUCAACAACAUCAUCCACUUUGCCUGAUCAAGCAGAGAAUUAUCGAUUUUAUGGCCAAGCGACACUCGCGUCGGAAUACUGCCACCGCCUCCGGUACCCCCCUGUUCAGUGUGCAUGAUCGGAUCUCUCCUGUGGUCACUACUCGCCAGAAUUUCGACAGCCUACUCAU